UGCCCACAUGCUUAUACACCCCCUCACACCAUUUUCAGGCCUGCAAAUCACCAAAAAAGCUUGCCCCCUUAUAAUCAUUAUAAAAAACAAAGCAUGCAUACCAAUGUGUUUUGUUUAAAUUUUCCCCACUGAAAAGAAAAGAAUUCCAUAGCUUCAUGCCCUCCACUGACCAUAACCACCAUAACCUGCAAUAUAUUGCUGAUCUUUCAUCUUAUCUUCAAAGAGGGAUUUGGUUUUUUUUUUCUUUUGCUUUCAAAGAUACAGAUUUUUGGGUUGUUUCUUGAAAACCCAUGGUCAUGGCAAUGGCUGUGAUGCUGGUGGUGGUGAUUCUGUGUGUUUUCAUGGUGGUAGGUGAAGCUUCAUUGUCUGAAUCUGAUAAGAUUUUGAAGCUGCCUGGACAACCACCAGUUGGGUUUCAACAAUUUUCAGGUUAUGUGACCUUAGAUGCCAAGAAAAAGAGAGCCCUUUUUUACUAUUUUGUUGAAGCUGAAGUUGAUCCAGUUUCAAAGCCAUUGGUUCUGUGGCUGAAUGGAGGACCUGGAUGUUCAUCACUGGGUGUUGGAGCAUUUUCUGAGAAUGGACCUUUUAGACCAAAUGGUCAGGGUUUGGUUAGAAAUGAGUAUAGCUGGAACACAGAGGCAAAUAUGUUGUAUUUAGAGACCCCAGUUGGAGUAGGGUUCUCUUAUGAUUCUUCAAAUUCCUCUGGUUAUGAAGUUGUCACUGAUGCAAUAACAGCCAGGGAUAAUCUUGUGUUCUUGCAUAAAUGGUUCUUGAAAUUCCCUCAAUAUAAGCAGAGGGAUCUGUUCAUUACAGGAGAAAGUUAUGCAGGUCAUUACAUACCACAACUUGCAGAACUCAUGGUUCGAUUCAACAAAAAGCAUAAGCUUUUCAAUUUGAAAGGAAUUGCUCUAGGAAAUCCAGUUUUGGAGUAUGCUACUGAUUUGAAUUCACGGGCCGAAUAUUUUUGGUCUCAUGGCCUUAUAUCAGAUUCGACGUAUAAAUUAUUCACUUCUGCAUGUAAUUAUUCGCGUUAUGUAAGCGAAUACUAUAGAGAUUCGGUUUCACCCAUAUGUUCCAAGGUUUAUAGUCUAGUAAGCAAAGAAACCAGUAGAUUUGUGGACAAAUACGACGUUACUCUAGACGUUUGUAUUCCAUCCGUGCUCUCCCAAUCCAAGAUCAUUAGUCCUCAGCAAGUAACCGAGAGGGUUGAUGUUUGCGUGGAAGACGAAACUGUUAAUUAUCUGAACCGGCGUGACGUCCGGAGAGCCCUACAUGCACGCUUGGUUGGAGUCCGAAAAUGGGAAGUUUGUAGCAACAUCCUAGAUUAUGAACUGCUCAACAUCGAGAUACCUACGAUCAACAUUGUGGGAUCACUCAUCAAGGAAGGAAUUCGAGUUCUAGUUUAUAGUGGUGAUCAAGAUUCCGUAAUUCCUUUGAUGGGAAGUCGGGCUUUAGUCAAUGGACUCGCUACAGAACUGGGACUCAAAACAACUGUACCAUACAGAGUUUGGUUCGAGGGACAGCAGGUCGGAGGAUGGACUCAAGUUUACGGAAAUAUAUUCUCGUUUGCAACCGUUCGAGGUGCAUCACAUGAAGCUCCAUUUUCGCAACCUGAGAGAUCGCUGGUGUUGUUUCGAUCAUUUCUAAAAGGAAAUCCCUUACCAGAUGCGUUUUGACAGUUGAAAGUACAAAUAUCUAUAUAUAAUUUGGAUUUGAUUUGGCAUUUUGUAAGUAAAUUUUGUCAUAUGAUAAUUAAUGGUAAUUUGUAAUUGAGUUUUUACCUUUUCUUUUUGAAUUUUUUUAACUUGUAAGUGUUGGUCGAAAUUGAAAGAACAAUUGCGAGA
Molecule: messenger RNA, 1844 nt
Organism: Cynara cardunculus var. scolymus (artichoke)
Lineage: Eukaryota; Viridiplantae; Streptophyta; Magnoliopsida; Asterales; Asteraceae
Product: serine carboxypeptidase-like 45
Exons: 10
Coding region: 291-1676 (461 amino acids)
Biological process (GO): proteolysis
Cellular component (GO): vacuole
Molecular function (GO): serine-type carboxypeptidase activity
Source: RefSeq, a predicted model, not a curated record